This is a messenger RNA of Malurus melanocephalus (red-backed fairy wren), 2413 nucleotides long. RefSeq names its product CKLF like MARVEL transmembrane domain containing 3 (gene CMTM3). Lineage: Eukaryota; Metazoa; Chordata; Aves; Passeriformes; Maluridae. Gene Ontology annotation, cellular component: membrane. The record is from RefSeq and is a predicted model, not a curated record. The transcript has 5 exons. Bases 233 to 745 code for a protein of 170 amino acids.
AAUCCACGGCCAACCCCCUACCCCGAGCCUGAGCCCGCGCCCCGCCCGAGCCCGGCCCGAGCCCGUCUGGAGCCCGGCCCGAGCUCAGCCCGAGCUCAGCCCCAACCCGAGCUCAGACCGAGCCCAGCCCCGGCCCAGCCCCGGCUCAGCCCCAGCUCAGUCCCAGCCCCAUCCCAGCCCCGUCCCAGCCCCAUCCCCAUCCCACCCAGCACCCACCCACCCCGCCGCAGCCAUGGAGGAGGACCCCGAGACCGCGGAGAGUGCGCCGCCGCCCGAGCUGCACACCGUGCUCCCCCACAUCGGGUUCGUGCGCUCCCGCAAGGGGAAGCUGCUGCUCGCCGAGUCGGUGCUGUCAUUUAUCAUCUUUGUCUGCUAUAUUUCAUCUCUAUCAUCUUCUUUCAUGAUGGCACCACUCCUAGAGUUUCUGGUGGCACUGUUUCUUUUUUUUGCCUACGCCUCCCAGCUAAAUGAGAAGUUUAAAGGAGUCUACUGGCCUUUGGCGGAUUUCUUGCGCUGUGUCACUGCUGCCAUUAUUUACUUCGCCAUUUCCAUUGCUGCUGUCGCAAAAUACAACGAUGCAGCAUCGAAAGCAGGAGGGGUGUUUGGGUUUGUGGCCACCAUCGUGUUUGCCAUUGAUUGCUACAUAACCUUCAAUGAGCUGAUGACAUUUCUCAAGCACAGCAGCCCUGCAACCCCGGAAAGGCCCAAGACAGAAGAUGAGGACUCUGACUCUGACGCAAACUGAGGAACCAAACACCAACCAAGUGUGAAGGGAAGAUGAUGGAGCACUUUCCUCUUUGCUGAAUGCACUGCCAGUUGAAAUAUCCCCUCGUUUCAGCCUCCUUCCACCUCACUGUUUAUGGAAUCACCAGAGCACAGACAGGGCAGUGAUGUGGAAAAGGAGACUAUUCCAGUGCCAUUAAACACUCUGCAGAACUACAGAUGCUACAGUAGUUCCUGUCCAAACAACACAGCUCAGUUCUCUGCUGUGCCUCCCCACUCAGCACAGCUGUGUCCUGAGUAAAUGGGAGCAGCAUUUUUGACAUUUAUACAGAGCUUUUAAUGUGCUUUAAUUCCAAAUCUUUAAUWCUUAGAGCUUUUAUUCUUCUUGACAUGCCAAAGAGAGGUUUGUAUGCCUCUACUUGUAUUUUUCUUGAUAACUAACAGUAUUUCUUUAUCUGAACUCUGAAUACCACACUCCCGAGCACUGAAGGCAUGGAUUACAGUCAACAGGUUGGUUUCAAUGCUUUUAUCUCUCCUGCCUAUCUGUGACAAGGAAAAGUGACAACUGGAAAUCURCAGCAAGGGCAAACCUCAGAGUAUAGUGGUGCUGCAGGGCAGCUGGCUCAUCAAACAUCCAGUAUCCCUGGUUUUCAGCUGCUUUCAGGUCUGGAGUCACAUCCCAUUUGCUGCARUUCCAGCACAGGAUGGUGGAACAGGUGAGGCAGCUCUGGGCAGUCCCUGCGUGUGUUUGCACAGCCAGGGAAGGCAGCAGGAGCUGCCUGGGGAAGCUGCAGUGUUUGUGUGCCAGGCACCUCUGCCUCAUGCCCUGCUGAGGCCACUGGGGCUGGAUUUGGGCCACUGGCAACUGGCCCUGCCACACUGCAGGUGCCCAGGCUCCUGGAGGGCAGUGCAUCCUCCCCACUGUGAAAGAGCAACCCCCAAAUGCAAUGAAUUCAUCUCCACAGCCCCCUUUUUUCAGUGGGUGUGGGGUGGGUUGGGGUGGUUUACCCCCCUGAAAGGAUGUGAUUUAUCCUGGGGUGGUGAAUUCCAGAGGAAGAACCUUCUGAAUGUACAAGCUGUUCUCACAAGUAGCACAACCUACCCUGAAAUACCCAUGUCCAUUUACAAACCCUUGGGAAUGCUUGAGAAGAGCGUGGCAUCCUCCUUACAGAUGGCAUCAGACAGGUCUGUGGUAAAAAAAAGCCUAUGUAGAUUCUUUAAAAAUGAAUACAGUACCAGAAGAGGUGUAAUUAAAAUGAGAGCAGAUGGUCCUGACRGAGCAAGUGACAAGCAGGGAUGAAAUGAUCAAAGCAGAUUUCCUUUGGAAUAGAAUCAGCACCUGGAUUCCAGUUCCCAGCUGGCAGCAGCACAGGGAGCAGGUUCUGCCAAGGUGCUGCUCAGGCUCCCCCAGGCAGCUCCUCCAUCUCCUGCUUCCUGCCCACUGACAGAAUGAAAGCUUCUAAAUGUGACCAAUAAUCCUUGAAUUGUGAGGACCUCUCUGGAUCUUUUCCUGUACAAAAUCCUGCGUUUAUUUCCCUUCUGUUGUCAUAUUUUACUGGCAUACACUGUGAUGUUCAGGGGACUUGGGCUAAUUUUUAUACUCGUUUUGUAUUUCUCUUUUUUUUAAGUAAAAUUUGUACUGCAUGUCUAUAUUUAGAAACCAUGCUGGAUUAAACCUCUUUUAAUAGGA